Messenger RNA from Heterobasidion irregulare TC 32-1, 2082 nucleotides. RefSeq lists its product as uncharacterized. The transcript is spliced from 2 exons. The record is from RefSeq and is a predicted model, not a curated record. Bases 164 to 1273 code for a protein of 369 amino acids. Lineage: Eukaryota; Fungi; Basidiomycota; Agaricomycetes; Russulales; Bondarzewiaceae.
GAUCUGGGCACUGCAAUUUCCAGCAUCUGUGUGAUGGCUUAUUGUCUCAAUCAACUCAAAUUUCUCGCCACGCUAGCCCGCUGCGUAUUUAAGCCACAUAUUCGUUGCAUCUCCCUUUCAUCGGCCACGUACACUUCGAUAUUCGCGAGGACAAAUUUCAAGCAUGGUUGCCCAUUUUAUGCAUAUCGCCGACCUCGUCCAAAACAACAGACCUCCACGCUCGACCAGAGCCAUGGCCAGGUCCAAGCCCAAUUCGAAGGCCCACCUAUACUACUACGCCUGUCAUUAUUUGACAGGAAGACGCACCCACGCCACAGCACGUAAAGGUCCAGAAUAUCUGCCUGUUCCCCACUACAUCUUCCCACCACCAUGGAUUCUAAAACCAGAAACAAAUUACACCAGGAUGGACGUCGCUGUCAGCCGUUUGCUGGACGCUGCGGCUACCCUCGAAGGUGGCGACUUUUUCCUGGGACCCUGCAGACUUCGACUGGCAUGCGCUGCCACACAACUCGGCGAAUACCCCGAAGGCCCCCCGCCCGCGUCGAUCCUCGCCACCGUGCCUAUCCCGCACGCCGCCGUCCGGCCCACGCACGUCCUCGCGAUCCCGUACCUCCCGCUCCCGUCUCCCGGACACCCUUCCCCGCGAAAGAAACACCACAUGCUCCCCAUACACGACACCCUCUUCCUCGCCAACUGCUCCAACCUGCCCGCCCUCCCGCGCGCGACGCUGAGCCCGCUGCCCCUCGCGCCGACCGAGGCCCAGCCCGAGCCCCGCCGCUCCCUCUACACGCGCUCCGACUUCCGCCUCUUCCGCCUCCCCGUCGUCCGCCUCGAGGUCCUCAGCCCGGACUCCGUCCGCAUCCUGCGCGACUUCUUCUACAAGCCAAACUACUGCGUCGUCUACAUCAAGCUCCUCGGCCCCGGGCCCUUCGCCGCGCUCAAGGACGCGCUCAAUCCCUACAUCGAGGGCAUCUCCCUCGCGUCCGUCGUCGAGCGCGCGCUGCGCGUCAUCGCCGUUUACCUGAUGAGCGGCGACCGCAAAGAGGUCCUGGCGACGCUCGUGUCCAUCCGCCUGCUCUGCCACACGAUGCUCGAGCUCGGCAUCAUGCACAGGGCGCUCUGGAGCUCGCUCGACCUGUACUGGGACGUCCUCUGGCAGAUCUUGUGCGAGAAAGACGGCAGGACGGAGAGCGAGCUGGCCUCGAAUCGCCAACCGGGACCGCGAAUAGCUCUCUCAGACUUGCUCGCCCCUACUGGAGACAAACGCGUUUGAGCUGUAGAUUGCUGUUGAUUGAUCGCGCUGCGAGACCCUCGUCCUCCCUAUUCUCUGUUGAAUAUCCUGUGUUUGAAUAAAUUUGAGCGUCAUCGACCGAAUACCGCACUGCAAGGCUCGUCCCGAGUGCAGAAGAAAUGGAUGCGCGCUGUAGUAGUGCUAUAGUAUUGCCUGUUCUAAUCGAUAGUUACAAAUGAGGGGUACAAAGAUCUAAAAGGUACAAUAAAAGAACACAAACAUCGCACCCACCCAGGCGUGUACUGUAUAUACAUAACCAAAAUUAGCAGUGUAUGAUACUACGAGGCGCGCGAAACAACAACAUGCGGGUGACUCAACAUCAACACGACACGGACACAGACAGCGAAUAGCGACAUAAAAAAGCGAGGCAAAACAUCGAAAAUCGACCAAGAGAAAACACAGAACAGAAACAGAAAUAGAGCACCGAUCCAUCUCCAGGCGCGCCCGUUCACCGCCCCUCCCGGCCUGGCCUCCCCGCAGAAGGCGCCGCCCCGACGCCGGGCACGUCCAUCUGCGACAUGAACGCCGUCCACGCCUCCGUCAGGCUCAAAUCCCCGCUCUGCCGCAGCACGCGGUCCUUCGUCCUGUCCCGCGCCACGGGUGUCCGCGGGCGCGCGAACACGACCUCCGUGUGCGGUACGCUCCACCGCAUGCGCUCCGCGGGUUCAGCCGACGCGCCCGGAUUCGCAGCGGCCCCGCUGUUCGCUGCCCGGUGCUCGGCGACGUUUUGAUAGGAGCUCGGGUACGGCAUGGAAGGGGGCGCGGGGUACGGCGUCUCGGCAGGAUGCCUC